Messenger RNA from Dentiscutata erythropus, 2398 nucleotides. NCBI's taxonomy places the organism in Eukaryota, Fungi, Glomeromycota, Glomeromycetes, Diversisporales, Gigasporaceae. The record is from the annotation of a GenBank genome assembly.
UCCUUCAAGUCCUUCAAGUCCAAAUGGUAGUGCUGAACGAAAACGUGCAAGAGAAGUUAGCCCCGAUCCAGCUUCGACUCCUCCAUCGGAAACCCCUCCCUUGCUAUCGCCUCCCAGAGCAGGAGACCAAGAAAAUAUCGAUUCUGAAGAUUAUGCUUUCUUGGAUGAGGAGGAAAUAAUUAAAGACGAUGCUUCCGAAGAAGACACGGAUCCUGAGGGUGAAAACCUAUUUGAUGGAGAUAUAAUGGAAAGAGAUUAUCAACCAAAUUCUCAGCUUGAUAACUAUGAUACAGAAGAUUUAGAUGAAGAUUACCAUGAACCUAUGUCCUUUGAGGCUCGCAGACGCACCGAGAUGGUUAUGGAUCAAUUAAGGGAUGCACAAGGAGAGCAAUUACAUGAGGAUGUGUUUACUAGACCAAGGAAUAGACGUCGUCGACGUGUUCAUAAUGAAUUUCAGGAAAUGGAAACCAGAUUAGUAGUGGAAGAGGAGCACAUGAACCUUGAAGGGAUAUCGAUUAUAAAGGCCUCGUCUAUAACUGAGUGGAUCAAGAUACCAACUGUAAGAAGUGGUAUUUAUCAUCAAUUCAGUAAUUUUUUAAGAACUUAUGUAGAGAAUGGGAAAUCUAUAUACGGACCUCGUAUUGAAGAACUCACAAAAGACCAACUUCAAAGUUUAAAAGUAGACUAUAAUCAUUUAAAAAAUAGCAAAGAAAUUUUGGCAUUCUUCCUCAAAGAAUCUCCCAGCGAGAUGCUCAAUAUUUUUGAUGAAUCUGCAUAUGACUUUAUUGUGGAAAUUCAUCGUGGAUAUAAAAAACUUGGUAAAGAAGUACGUGUGCGUAUAACUGACUUUCCUGUUAUUCACAAUAUCAGAGAGCUAAGACAAACACAUCUAAAUAGCUUAAUACGAGUGUCAGGUAUAAUUACAAGACGAACCGGAGUGUUUCCUCAGCUUAAAUACGUUAAAUAUAAUUGCGCAAAAUGUGGAGGCCUUCUUGGGCCAUACACUCAAGAUAUUCAGAAUGAAAUAAAAUUAAAUCAUUGUAUACAUUGUCAAUCCAAGGGUCCUUUCAUUUUAAAUACCGAACAGACUGUGUAUAGCGAUUAUCAAAAAAUUACGCUUCAAGAAAGUCCUGGUACAGUACCGGCAGGGCGUUUACCUCGGCAUCGUGAGGUUAUUUUGCUUGGCGAACUGAUUGACUCAGCAAAGCCUGGUGAAGAAAUUGAAGUUACUGGUGUUUAUCGAAAUAAUUUUGACGUAUCAUUAAAUAUGAAAAACGGAUUUCCAGUAUUUGCGACAGUCAUAGAAGCAAAUUAUAUUAGCAAGAAGAAAGAUUUAUUUGCCAGUUACCAAUUAACUGAAGAUGAUAAAAAAAUUAUCCAAGAACUAGCUGCAGAUGACAGAAUUAGCCAAAAAAUUUUCAAGAGCAUUGCACCUUCAAUAUUCGGUCACGAUGAUAUCAAGAGGGCAAUAGCUUUGUCAUUAUUUGGUGGUGUGCCGAAAAAUAUCCAAGAUAAACAUCGACUGCGUGGCGAUAUUAACAUUCUUAUGCUUGGCGAUCCCGGAACAGCUAAAUCUCAGUUUUUAAAGUACGUAGAAAAAACCGCUCAUCGAGCUGUUUUUACCACGGGUCAAGGAGCGUCUGCAGUUGGUCUUACUGCAUCUGUUAGAAAGGAUCCUAUUACAAGAGAAUGGACCUUGGAAGCAGGUGCUUUGGUUCUUGCUGAUAAGGGCGUUUGUUUAAUCGACGAAUUUGAUAAGAUGAAUGAUGCUGACAGAACAAGUAUCCAUGAAGCCAUGGAGCAACAAACUAUCUCCAUUUCUAAAGCUGGAAUAAAUGCUUCUCUCAACGCGAGAUGCGCUGUCAUCGCCGCUGCGAAUCCUAUAAGGGGUCGAUACAACACUUCUAUACCAUUUUCACAAAAUGUUGAUUUAACAGAGCCUAUUUUGUCUCGUUUCGACGUUCUUUGUGUUGUCAAAGAUACAGUUGAUCCUACCACAGAUGAAACACUUGCAAAUUUUGUGGUCGAUAGUCAUAUUCGUAGUCAUCCAAGUGAACAAAAUAACGUAGAUAAUUUAUCUCCACAAGACCCAAACACUAUUCCUCAGGACCUUUUGCGAAAAUAUAUUAUAUAUGCAAAACAAAUAACACCGCAGCUUACACAUCUUGAUGAAGCAAUGAUUUCAGAGUUAUACUCGAACCUAAGGAAAGAGGCUCAGACAGGUGGUAUUCCAAUAACGGUUCGUUAUCUAGAGUCAAUGCUGCGUUUAACUGAAGCACACGCGAGAAUGCACCUUCGGGAUCAAACCAAUUCAGAUGAUCUGAAAGUUGCAAUAGAUAUAGUGUUGCAAAGUUUCUUUUCCUCUCAAAAAUUCUCAAUCGCAAGCAAACUUAAGAAG